AUGAUGUCCUAUUUAAAACAAAGAGUUGAUCCCAACGUCGAAAUGGGUUCGGCUGUGUGGAUUUCUGCUAUUGCUUUGUCAAUGCAGGGUGUGUCUAUGCCUAUUGGUGGCGCCUUAUUGCCAUUUAUGGGUUACCGUGCUAUUGUCAUUCUUGGUUGUAUAAUAAACAGUGGCAGCGUAUUUUUAACAUACUUUACAAUUCAAAAGGGCUUCAUCUACGUUGUCCUCACUUAUGCUGUCACUCUCGGAUUUGGUUUCGGAUUUUCUUACGCUAUCAUUUUUUCGGUUGCUGGAUCGUGGUUUCCGAAACAACGAACACUUAUUACUGGUAUGAUUGUUGGUGGUUUUGGACUUGGAGCUCUUGUAUUUACGCCCAUUCAAACUGUAUAUAUUAACCCAAAUAACCUAAUGGUGAAUAAUGAAACCAAGCUGUUUGAUAAUUCAGAAUUACUUGAUAAAGUUCCAAUGGCUUUUCUAGUUCUCGGUGGUUCACUUGCAGCCCUUCAACUGAUCGGUAUUCUCCUCUUAAACGAAAAACCAGAACCGAAUAAGAUAGGGGAUGGUAAGAAUGCAAAACAGGAGGAGGGAAAUGAAAUAAAAUCUUUGGUUUACGGAGAUGCUGAAAGCAAUGCUGCUAAAACUACAGCACAAGGCGAAGCAGAGGAUGGGGAGGACAUUCUGGUUGCGAUGGGGAGCCGUCGUUCACUUUCAAUCGCCCACUCUCAUAUCGGUCCAAUUUCCCCUCCUAAGAAAGAAAAAAUUUCAAUUGUCAUCCCACAGUAA
Messenger RNA from Rodentolepis nana, 783 nucleotides. NCBI's taxonomy places the organism in Eukaryota, Metazoa, Platyhelminthes, Cestoda, Cyclophyllidea, Hymenolepididae. The record is from the annotation of a GenBank genome assembly.